This is a messenger RNA of Coregonus clupeaformis (lake whitefish), 1252 nucleotides long. Its product is annotated as ras-related protein Rab-4B. The record is from RefSeq and is a predicted model, not a curated record. Gene Ontology annotation, biological process: regulation of endocytosis; Rab protein signal transduction. NCBI's taxonomy places the organism in Eukaryota, Metazoa, Chordata, Actinopteri, Salmoniformes, Salmonidae. The coding region runs from base 160 to 801 and encodes 213 amino acids. The transcript has 8 exons. Gene Ontology annotation, cellular component: endosome. Gene Ontology annotation, molecular function: GTP binding; GTPase activity.
GUGUUGUUGGAGGAGGAAAGGAAACUGUGUGGCGAAGUCAGAUAUCUAAAAGGAGGUGUAAUUGCUACUUUAGAAAACAACAACAUCCUUCACAUAACGUACGAAGAAACCAACUAAGGAAAGCCAUCUGAGUCCAUCGUUUUUAAAGCGGGGGCCGACAUGUCUGAAACAUACGACUUCCUGUUUAAGUUCCUGGUGAUUGGCAGUGCUGGGGCAGGGAAAUCUUGCCUCCUCCACCAGUUCAUUGAGACCAAGUUCAAGCAGGACUCCAACCACACCAUCGGGGUGGAGUUUGGUUCCAGGGUGGUCAACGUCGGGGGUAAGACAGUCAAACUACAGAUCUGGGACACAGCCGGACAGGAGCGCUUCAGGUCUGUGACUCGUAGCUACUACCGUGGAGCGGCAGGGGCGCUGCUUGUCUAUGACAUCACAAGCCGGGAGACGUACAACGCCCUGACCAACUGGCUGACAGACGCACGGACGCUGGCCAGCCCCAACAUCGUCAUCAUCCUGUGUGGGAAUAAGAAGGACCUGGAUGCAGACCGAGAGGUCACCUUCCUCGAGGCGUCCCGCUUCGCACAGGAGAACGAGCUGAUGUUCCUGGAGACCAGCGCUCUGACAGGGGAGAAUGUGGAGGAGGCCUUCCUCAAAACUGCCCGUACCAUCUUCAACAAGAUAGAGUCAGGUGAGUUGGACCCAGAACGGAUGGGUUCAGGUAUCCAGUAUGGAGAUUCUUCUCUGAGGCAGCUGAGACAGCCCAGAGGUUCCACUGCACAGACCAAGCAGCAGUGUAACUGCUAGGGACUGGACCCCACCCUCACCCUUCAGCCCUACUCCCACACACACAGGAUGCCUCCUAAAGCACUAGGUGUUUUGGGAUGUGCAGGACUCCUCCCCUUCUGCAACCACCUAAACACUUACAGCAUACCUGGACCAGUCGCCAUGGAGAUGACCUGCAACCCCUGACCAUUGGUAAGAGACUAUACUUCCUGCCAAUGGAGGUUACCUGGGCUCCUGGGUCCUAGGCUGGGAGACCCUGUGGUGUGAACAUAAGAAGAGUCCAUAUCUGGGAUGACUGUCAUGGUCAGGGGUUGUGUGUAGGGGAUGUCCUGUUUUUACCCUUCCUUUUGUAGUUUUUAUCAACACACGCUUGCAUGCACACACACACACACACACACACACACACACACACACGAACACAAACAUAGACAGCACACACACCGCCUGUAACAAAGUCCAUAAAGGAUGAAAU